AUGUUUAUAUUCCUAUCACUACCGUCAGGAAAUGAACAACCACAUUCAGAAUUAGAGAGAGAUACAUUAACUCAAUUUCAAACACAAUAUUUUAAUUCAUUAAAAAUAUUAAAUGAAUCUCAAUAUGAUCUAGGGUAUGGUAAUAUAACUGGUUAUCAAUUAUCAUAUAAGGAUUAUUUAACUGGGAAAUCUAUAAAGGAUUGGCCAAUUCAUGAAUACAGUAAAGAACAUCCUUGGGUUGAAAAUGAGGAAUAUUCUAUACUACCUAAUGUCAUUAGUAAUAAUGUAAAACAAUUUUGGGGAAAUGAUGAAGUUAAAUUAAAUGAAAAUGCAUACUUAUUAAAUAUAUCAGGAAGAGCAAAUGGAGAAUUUAUAAUACUGCAAACUGAAAAUAAAAUUGAACCAAUUAAAUUAAAAAUUCCUGAAUAUUUAAAAACUUAUUAUAAUUCAAGAACAACAAAUGAUGGAAGUGAUUAUGAUGGAAGAUUAACCACUCCAUCUGAUCAAAAAGAUAAAGAUGAAAAAGAGAAAGAUAAAUUGGAAAAGGAAUUGGAAUUAUCGGAAAAAGUUGGAAAUAUUACUAAACCUGGAGUGAUUUCACUUGAUAUAACUGGGUAUCAAUAUAAUUUUAAUGAACCUGAAUUCAAAACCUUAUCUGAAAAAGAUAAAAUAUCAAAUGCAAUAGCUCUAAAAAUGGAAUUAAAUUUAAAAGAUUAUAAAGAAAUAGAAGAUCAUAGACUUGGUUUAAGUGGAGUAUAUUUUCAAGAUACAGGAUCAAUAAUUGCAACAACUAAUUCUGCAAAAUUUUUAGGAUCAUAUGGUUUAAGUCAUUUAAGUAUGGAUAAUAAAAAAUUUGAAAUUGCUAAAAAAUUAAUGACUCAAUAUAACAAUAUGAGAGAUGAUAAAGAUAUAAAUUUAGAUGAUAUGAAUAAUUCAAUAUUUAAAUCAAUUGAUCAAUGUGAAAUGAUUGCUUUUAUACAAUUUAAUAAAACUAAUUUUAAUCAUGAAGAAUUAAGAUAUAUUGAUAACGAAUUAAAAAAUCCAACUGGAAAACCAUUACCUUCAAAAAUUCCUGUAUUAUCUGUAAAAGACUUCUUAAUAUAUUCACCAGAUUGUGGAAUAUCUUUAACAAUUAAACCAAAUACAUUAUUUAUUGGAGAAAGAAAUGAAGUUUAUAAAAGUCAAAUAAGAAAAGUUUUGACUGGAUUAUUAAUAUUAGUUAUAAUACAAUUAUAUCUUAUAUUUAAUCAAGUAAAUGAAGCAAGAACUCCUGGACAAUUAUCAGUUAUAUCAAGUAAAACAUUAUAUUUUUUUGGAUUUCAAGAUUCUUUAUUAGCAUUAAUGUCAUUAUUAUUAUCAACUGUAGCAACUGAUUUAUAUUUAAUUUUAGCUUGUAUUUCAACUAUAGCAUUUAUUCUGUGUGGAGUAUUUGAAAUAAGAUUUAUGGUUAGUGUAUUAACAACUCAAGCAAAUGAAAGAGGUACAACUUGGUGGGAAAUAAUGAGAGGAUCAAGUCAAGAAAGUAAUGAAUCGACUCCAGAACCAGCAAUAAUAGAAGAAAAUCAAGAUGGUCCUAUUUUACCUAUAUCGAAUCCACCACCACAACAACCAGAACAACCUACCACCGAGCCUAAUCAAGCUUGGCAAGAAACAUCAUAUAGUAACUCAAUAUUUGCAUCAGGCUUCACAUUAUCUAUUAUUGCAAUGUUUUUAAUAUUUUCAGCAACUCAAUGGAGAGUAACUUAUAGAAUUAUAUUUGAAUAUAUUUCAUUAAUUCUAAUAAAUUCAUAUUGGGUACCACAAUUUUUAAGAAAUACUUUAAAAAAUAGAAAUAAAUCAUUUACAUGGAAAUUUAUAUUUGGUAGUAGUAUUAUAAGAAUUAUACCAAUUUAUUAUUUUUCAUUAUUUAAAUCAAAUCCUGCAAGACAUAGAUAUGAUCCAACAUUAUGUAUUAUCAUUACUGUAUGGUUAAGUUUUCAAAUUUUAUUGUUAAUUUUACAAAAUUAUUUUGGUGCAAGAUUUUGGAUUAAUGAAAAAUGGUUACCAAAAGCUUAUGAUUAUCAACCAAUUUUAUCAAUUAAAGAUUUAGAAGAAGGUGGUAUAUCAAGUGAUUUAUUGGCAAGUUUCAAACAAAAGACAUCAGAUUCUGCUGCCGAACAACAACAAGAUUUCAUAGAUUGUGAAUGUACUUGUCCAAUCUGUAUGACUGAUGUAACAUUACCAAUACUUGUUAAAAAUGAAGAAACAAAAGAUAAAAAAUCAAAUCAUUUACAUAUUAAUAAAGAUUAUAUGAUAACACCUUGUCAUCAUAUUUUUCAUGUUGAAUGUCUUGAAAAUUGGAUGAAAUAUAAAUUACAAUGUCCUGUUUGUAGAACUAGUUUACCACCUAUAUAA
Molecule: messenger RNA, 2394 nt
Organism: Lodderomyces pseudojiufengensis
Lineage: Eukaryota; Fungi; Ascomycota; Pichiomycetes; Serinales; Debaryomycetaceae
Product: ubiquitin-protein ligase
Exons: 1
Coding region: 1-2394 (797 amino acids)
Source: RefSeq, a predicted model, not a curated record